ACAUAUCUUGUGUUCACAAGUGGUAACAAUUUCCGAUACGCGUUUAUAUAACAAGUUUAAAACAGACAUAAUAAUUGUUAUAUUAACUAGAAAAAAUUUUUUAAAUUGAAGCGUUUUAAUCAUACGAAUGAAUAGCAGGACAGUUUUAAAUCGUAUAUGAGGCAACUUCAAAAUACAUAAUAUAUCGACGCACAAUAUGCACUUCAUGUCAUUUUAACAUUGUGAUAAAUAAUGGAUGGACUGAGUUAGAAGAAUUUCUCCUAGUUUGACAGUAAAGAUAGUGAUCUGGAAUAACUUUUAUAGUUUUACAGAAGGAAAGCAAAUACGACCAAAUUAAUUGAAUAAGGAACAAAUAGAGACUGAGGGAAAGAAAAACGAACAAAUAGAGACUGAGGGAAAGAAAAAGGACCAAAAAAGACAUUCAGAAUUCAACAAAUAUGAUCAUAAUGAAUAGUACAACUGGAACUGUGAGAGUGCAGGAGAACUUAAUAGAAAACUAUGAGGAGAUUCUAUUGGCUGAGAACAGAUACGAGGCAAAAGCUCUAACUCCAGUGACUGUCUACUUAGUUAUGUUGAUGAUCAUUGGAAUACUCGGAAAUACAAUGGUUCUUUACGUCUACAAGUUCCGUUUCCGAAGGUCAACCUCCCGCGUUUUUAUUCUGAGUCUCGCUGCCUUUGAUCUGAUCACGUGUUUAUUCGGAAUGCCGUAUCAUAUAUUGGACUUAGCGUAUCCAUACACAUUUACAUGGGAUGAAGUCUGUAAAUCUUUGAGCUUUGCCCUGACUUUUACGAUUCUAGGUUCUAUUUACGUUUUAGAUUUGAUAGCUAUAGAUAGGUAUCGGAAAAUAUGCAAACCAUUGGAAAAACAGUUGUCAGCCAUGGGAACAAAAAUAAUAUGUUGGGUUACCGCCUUUGUAGCUGCGAUUUCUGCGUCACCAAUGAUAUUUCUAUAUGGCGUUGCAGACGUUGACACACGAACACCAAAUAUUACAGGAAAAGAAUGCUAUAUUUCAAAAGAUUUUGCUUUUACAGAAUUUCCUUUGAUUUAUGACGGAUUUUUCAUUCUUGUUUUUCUUCUUUCGAUUUUAAUUGUGUCGAUUUUAUACAUUAACGUUGGAAUAGCCGUUCGGAAACGGAAGAAAGUCCACGAACCUAACCUCAAUGGGUCAGGUCUCGGUACAGAUACGCCAUUAGGAUCAAGAAGGACUGUUACAGGAGAAGACACUCUAUCAACACCCUUAGGAAGUCUGAGAGAGAAAGAUGGCAAUUUUCGGCCACAUAUGCAUGGCCAUUCACCAAUAAUCAAACAGAAAUCUAAAUUUUCAAACCUAUCGUACAAUUCCCCACGUAUACCAAGGAAAAUCAAUAAAGAAACGAAGAAAGAAAAAUCGUUCAGACAAAAAUUAAAACGAGCCAUGUCUGACGUAUCUAGUGGUGAAUACGACUCAACUUCUGGAACUGGUACCUUAGACAGAGGUCAAGGUCAACUGAAAAUCAUCGACCAGUCCAAAAUGGCGUCCCGAAAACAAAGAAGAACCUUUAGAAUAACUACAAUGUUAUUUAUAAUUACAUUGAUUUUUGUAAUAAGCUUCCUGCCUUAUCUAAUAAUAGAAGUGAUCAGUAACACCGACGAGAAAUACUGGAACACCAUGGAGACCUGGGAACUGGUUAUAUCUAGUCUUCUCUAUAGAACUUAUUUUAUAAACAACAUGGUCAAUCCCAUUGUAUACUGGUGUUUAGAUAGCAAAUUUAAAAAUGAAGUAGUUAAGAUUUUUACCAGAUGUAAAACAUGUAAGCAUUGACUUAUUCGGAAAGAUCGUUUUAACAAUCAUUUGUUUUAAAACGGUGUUUUUUGUUUUUGAUUUUUUGCUUUUACUAGUGAUUUUUUUUAAAUUAUUUUGGGGGGGAGGGGUGUAAGAGGUGAGAUUGUUAUAGUUAUCUUCUAUUUUUUUUUUUUAAAUACUCUAAUUGUAAAUAAUGAGCUCAGCGAAAUUUAUUUUGUUUAAGUUGAUUAAAGAUUUACAAUGUA
Molecule: messenger RNA, 2029 nt
Organism: Mytilus californianus (California mussel)
Lineage: Eukaryota; Metazoa; Mollusca; Bivalvia; Mytilida; Mytilidae
Product: cholecystokinin receptor type A-like
Exons: 1
Coding region: 438-1802 (454 amino acids)
Biological process (GO): neuropeptide signaling pathway
Cellular component (GO): membrane
Molecular function (GO): G protein-coupled peptide receptor activity
Source: RefSeq, a predicted model, not a curated record